AUGGACUAACCAUAAUUACUUAUUUCAACGAAAUAAAACCUUUUUGAUCUCUAAGCAUAAGUUAAUUAAUAAAUCAAAGAUCAUUGCCAUUAAUUGAAAUUGAUCGAUUAGAGUAAUGAAAAAGUUAUAGAAAAACUCUUAAAACAAUCAGAAAAACUUUAAAUGUUAGUUAGUAAAUUGGAUUACUAUCAAAUAUAACCAUAAGUGAGUUACUUAGAUUUAAUUCUGAAACAUCAGUACAAAUACGAAUUAAAAUUAUCUGAAGAUUUAGAAUUGCCAUGCUACAGAAAUCGAAUAUUCUCGAUUCGAUUUAAUCUCAUGUAUCAAAACUAAAUAUUUAUUAAUUAAAACAAAAUCAUUGUGGAGCUUGAGAUGUAUUAUAAUUUAAUAAAUUUUAAGUUGGACAUAUGAUGAAUUACCAAAAAAGGUAUCGCACAAUAACUAAGGAGAAUCAAUCUAUAAAGGGUGUUAAUAAGCAUUUAUUAAAGAAGGAUAAGGACGUCUCAACAAAAUUUAGAUUAAAGAAGUGUCCUCGCAUUUUCCACGAGGUUAAUUUGUAUUGAUAAUUGUACCAGUAAAUGAUCAUGGUGUAAUUGGGAAUUAAAAGUAAAUUUUUAAUAUUAAAUGAAAAUAGAUUAGGUCAGAUUAAAAAAGAGUGGAUAAAGCCAUUAGUCUUAAAUGAAUUUGUUGUUAAGGCAAAAAGAUUUUCUAAUCGUCAUAUUCCUUAUUAUAUUCGCAAGGAUGGAACUGUUAGCAUGAAACCUAUAUGA
Messenger RNA from Paramecium pentaurelia, 770 nucleotides. NCBI's taxonomy places the organism in Eukaryota, Ciliophora, Oligohymenophorea, Peniculida, Parameciidae. The record is from the annotation of a GenBank genome assembly.